Molecule: messenger RNA, 1835 nt
Organism: Juglans regia (Persian walnut)
Lineage: Eukaryota; Viridiplantae; Streptophyta; Magnoliopsida; Fagales; Juglandaceae
Exons: 3
Coding region: 148-1794 (548 amino acids)
Biological process (GO): protein polyubiquitination; positive regulation of proteasomal ubiquitin-dependent protein catabolic process; ubiquitin-dependent protein catabolic process
Cellular component (GO): ubiquitin ligase complex; cytoplasm
Molecular function (GO): ubiquitin conjugating enzyme binding; nucleic acid binding; ubiquitin protein ligase activity
Source: RefSeq, a predicted model, not a curated record
CUCUCUCUCUUUUGUUUUCUUUUCGGGAGUACUAAAGGAGUGAGCGAGAGAGAGAGAGAACGGUUUCCCCAGCAUUCUGUGUCACUUUCUCUUCGCUUUCCCUCCAAGCGAUAAAUUUCCAAGGAAGUUUAAAGAGACCAGACAACCAUGGCUAAGAGUUCGGUCAUGGAUGACCUCAACGCCGCACUCUCUGAGCAAUCCCGAGCGCUCAAGGUGGCCAAAACCCUAGACUCCGACCUUGACCUCGCCUUCAAACUCCAAAUGCAAGAAGCCAUGAGCGCCUCCAUCGCUCUCGGGCCUUCGAGCUCGCGCGGUAAAGCGCAGAAACCGCAGCCCAACGACGUCGUAUCAUCUCCUUACGAUGAUUCCCGGGACGUUGCCGCGACGCUUAUGCUGCAAGAGGUGGAUAGGGUCAUGCGGGAACUCGAGGACCGCAAGCAGAGCGAGUUGGAGAUGAGGAAAAUGCGGGAGGAUCUGGACCUUCGGAUUCACGAUCAGAAGCUGGCGGCCGAGAUUCUCAACAUCUCCGACGAAGAAUGGAAAAUCAACGGGGAUAAUUACCACCGCCCAUACCGCAUGAAAGCUUCUUCAUCGUCCUCUUCUUCGUCUUCGACCGUUUUGGUUGACACCGAGUGUUUUAGGUUGUAUUUCAAGGGCCUGGUGAGCGAAGAGAGCGUUAGGGAUAUGAAGGUUACGGUGGCCGGUGCUGGGGUCGCGAUAUGCGAUCCCAGGGAUAGUCUGAUCUUGGAGGCGAGGAAGAAUGUGGAAGCAUUGGUGGAUGGCCAGGUCGUGACCAAUGAAGUUGCUGAGCUUGAGGCCCUGAUUGAAGGGCUUGAAAACGCUCUUAGCUUGGACUUGAAAAGGCUCACCUUUUUCUGCGAUGACUAUAUGCUUUAUCAAUAUGUCACAGGCAGAGUACUACCACGGCAGAGCCAUGUUGUGACUUUAGUCAAUCAAGUUACUCUUCUUCAAAGAAAAUUUGUAUUUUGCAAUCCGUCUUUUGUGGCACGUAAUGAUAUUAAGUUUGCAUUUAAAUCUGCAAGAGAUGCUGUUGUUUCUCAAAUUACUUGGCCUGAAGAAACUAGCAAAGGCAAGAGCUUGAAGGAGACGUGUGUCAUUUGCUUUGAAGACACUGAUGCUAAUAAGAUGUUUUCAGUUGAUGGUUGCCUGCACAGGUAUUGCUUUUCUUGUAUGAAACAGCAUGUGGAGGUCAAGUUGCUCAAUGGGAUGGGGGCAAAGUGCCCUCAUGAAGGCUGUAAUUCUGAGGUGAAUGUUGAUAGCUGUGGGAAAUUCUUGGCUCCUCAAUUGGUUGAGGUCAUGACCCAACGGAUGAAGGAAUCUUCUAUUCCUGUUAUACAGAGAGUUUAUUGCCCAUAUCCCAGGUGCUCAGCAUUAAUGUCAAAAAGCGAGGUUUUACAAUAUACUAAGAACAUCAAUGUUACAGCUGAGCAAUCGGGGCUCAGGAAAUGCAUGAAAUGCCAUUACUUUUUUUGCAUUAAUUGCAAAGUCCCAUGGCAUUUUAAGAUGAGUUGCUAUGAUUACAAAAGAUCAAAUCCUCACUCCCAUCCAGAAGAUGCAAAGCUCAAGUCUCUUGCAACAACAAAACACUGGCGCCAGUGUCAGAAGUGCAACCACGUAAUCGAACUAGCGGAAGGUUGUUAUCACAUCACUUGCAGAUGUGGAUAUGAGUUUUGCUAUACGUGUGGAGCUCAGUGGAAGAACAAGAAAGCUACGUGCUCCUGUCCAAUCUGGGAUGUGCGUAAUAUUAUACGUGAUGAACAACGAAGACGAUGAUUUGGGAGUAUGAUGACUCUUGUUAUUGAUUGAUUGCUGAG